Messenger RNA from Drosophila busckii, 1479 nucleotides. Its product is annotated as protein painting of fourth. Bases 44 to 1411 code for a protein of 455 amino acids. The record is from RefSeq and is a predicted model, not a curated record. NCBI's taxonomy places the organism in Eukaryota, Metazoa, Arthropoda, Insecta, Diptera, Drosophilidae. Gene Ontology annotation, molecular function: RNA binding. The transcript has a single exon.
UGCACAGAAGUUUUGCAAGCUGUUUACAAUUUUAUGAAUAGCCAUGGAUUUAAAACGUGUGGCCGAAUCAAAUUACGGACCAGACGCCAAACGAGAAGCACAUAAAAAUCAAAAUGAUGAAGAGCAAUUAGCACCACAUAAAGGCAACGCUGUCGGACCAUCAGAGCAAGAAAAAGAAAUGGAUAAAGACAGUGACUCCAUGAGUAUGGAAGCAGAGCGUGGGAGUCUGUCGCCCACAAGUCAGUCACAAAAAACACUCAGCGGGCUGGAGCCGUAUUUUUUCCAACAGACGCCUGCAGAGCCCGAGCCGCUUUCAGAGAUGAUAUCCACAGAUGCUGUACCUCAAGAUGCAACAAAUAAGUCUGAUGAUAAUGCCAAAGAAGUUAAACUAACAAGAAAGAUUAUCAAGCAAAAUCGUAGGCAACAACACGAGCUGCGCCACCAGAAUGCGCUGCGUGCAUUAGCAUUAGAGCGUGAGCUGGCUCCCAAUAUAUCGCCAACCCCCACUCUGCUAAUACGUUUUCCAGAUCCAGAGAUUAACGCUUCCACCGUCUUGGACGUUUCACAAAACAUUAGAGAGGUGGUGUUUCCUGUGUCUACGGCACCGCGCCAGUGUAUGGUACAUCUGAAGCCCGGCGUGAAUAUAGAACACACCAUCGCGGACAUAAAUCGCGUUCGAUUCGGCAACGGCAAUUUGCAUGCUGAGCUAAAGAACUACACCGACGACGAACUUGCGGAUGCCCUUGAUCCCUGUAAUCUGUAUAUCAGCAAUAUACCGUUCAACAUGAAGACCGCUGAGUUAAAAACAUUUCUGAAUGCCAUGCGCGUCGAUAUUGGCGUCAUGAAGCGUCAGAAACGUGCGCGUUAUGCAUAUGCACGUUACUCUAAUGCCGAGCUGGCUUUGGAAGCUUUCAGAACGCUGUCAACCAAUACUCUACAGAAUCGUAAGCUCACUGUGCGCUACAGACGGUUUCGCAGCCGCCGGGGACCGACAACUACUGACUCAUCAUGCUGCAACACAUCCCAGGCCAGUGCAACUGAAGAAGACACAACAGAAUGCAGCGUCAUAUUACCACCACCUGUGGAACCUAUUGUCAUCAGUGACAGCGAUGAGCAGUGCUCCAAUGAUAGUACUGACAGCAUUGAUCACAAGAGCAAAAGUAAACUUAACAAAUAUGAUAAAAAAUUUCAAAAACUACAGCGGCAAAUGGCAGAACAGGCGUCUCUGAUUAAAUCUCUCCAAGAGAGCCUUAUCAACGGUCGUGUGAAGAUUGAACCGCAGUCUGAGUUAACCACGGAUAAGAUUUCGAUGGUACCGCGAUCAAUCUCACCAUGUUCCAACUUUGAUAUCAAAAUGGAAAAUGACUAUUUGGGUGUAGCUCAGAGUACUCUUGAUCCGGACCCCAAAUAGCAGGCGAGAUGUGGAGUAUGUCGUAAAACGGAGUAAACCGCAGUAUUUACUAUGUAAAUUUUGUUUUU